Molecule: messenger RNA, 534 nt
Organism: Solanum stenotomum
Lineage: Eukaryota; Viridiplantae; Streptophyta; Magnoliopsida; Solanales; Solanaceae
Exons: 2
Coding region: 1-534 (177 amino acids)
Source: RefSeq, a predicted model, not a curated record
AUGACGGGGGUGUCCGAUCUAGUAGAAGAAGAAUGUCGUAUGGCAAUGCUUGUUGAUCAUAUGGAUAUCUCACGCCUCAUGGUGUUUGCCCAACAAAUAGAAGAGUCAAAACUCAAAAAAGAGAGGGCUAGGGAGAAAAAGAGGUCUAGGGUGGAUAAUGAUGGGUCCAAUGGACAUAGUUGUUCUAGGAAUCGACAAAAGUUUUCCGGACAAGGCAAUUCUAAUGCUCCUAAGUAUAAGGAUGAGAGGGUGUCUACCCCUUGGCCACAAGGGAAAGGUAGUGUGUCCCUACGGCCCACUUGUUCUAGGUGUGGUAAGAGGCAUGAGGGUAAGUGUUUGGCCGGUAGAGAUGGUUUUGAUGGAUGUGGUGAUAGUGGCCACAUGAAGAAAGAUUGCCCAAAGGCAAAGGCUACUAUAAGAGAGGAUGAUGCGGAUUCCCCGGCCAGUUCUGACAUUCCUCCGGCCACCACUGGAAAUGUGCCAAUGGAUGAUAUGGCAGUUUAUGAGUUAGAGGCAGAGACCGAUGAGGAGUAA